AGGAAUUUCGUCGCGAGGAGGUUGCCCUCUUGUUGGGCGCCAUGGUCCGAUGGUCCGAAAAGGCCCGGAUGACGGGGUUGCUGAGUUCGACCAAGCUCAUGGCCAUCAAAGAGGAUGGCAAGAGCCUGGAAUUCUUGCUGUCCAACGGUGACAAGAUCUGCUUGAGCACUGACGACAUGUCGGAAGAGGAGGACCUCUGGAAGUGGCUCUUAGAUCUGAGCCGCGUUCCAGCGGAGUCCUUGGUCAAAGCAGAAGAGCCAAAGGAGCACGACCCGUGGAAGGACGGAACGUGGAAGAGCAAAGCGAAAGAGAUGUGGGAGAGACCAGCGGAAGCCGUUGAAUCCAAGGAGAUGGAGGAGCACUCCUGGUGGCAGGCGUCGAAAGCUGAUGCAAAAUCGUGGAGCGCGACCUCUUUCUGGGGCAAUUCCUGAAAAAA
Cladocopium goreaui is the source of this 436-nucleotide messenger RNA. Lineage: Eukaryota; Dinophyceae; Suessiales; Symbiodiniaceae. The record is from the annotation of a GenBank genome assembly.